Messenger RNA from Erigeron canadensis, 1961 nucleotides. RefSeq lists its product as uncharacterized. The coding region runs from base 1289 to 1840 and encodes 183 amino acids. The transcript has 2 exons. The record is from RefSeq and is a predicted model, not a curated record. Lineage: Eukaryota; Viridiplantae; Streptophyta; Magnoliopsida; Asterales; Asteraceae.
CCACCCCUAAAACCCGUAUACAAACCCCUGUACCAAGCACGCCCUAAAUCUAAAUCUAGAGAUGAAUAUAAAGAUUUGAGGGACAAAAUCGCCGACCAAACCUAUGGAUUCAAUCAACCACGGUUCCGGCGCUUAUUCCCAUGCCUCCGACGCCCAAUCUCCUAAUAACCCGACCAAAUCAUCUUCCUCAUCUUCUGUGUGUUCUUACGUUAAUCAGGAUCCUUCUCUUCAUUUUUUUUUAUAUUAUUAUAUACGCGUGUUGUUGCUUUUUACUUACUGAGGCCUAAGAAUAACGCGUUUGUGCAGUGAUGACUUUCAUGGAGUACAUGGGAUCAGAUUCUUAUGAGGCCGAUUUCGAGCCUGAUCUUCCGGAAGGUCAAACAGCGACAGAAGUUGAGCGUCCCGACUGUCUUACAGGAUACCCCGGAAAGUUUGGCCGAAAAGGAAAAAACCAUUUGGAAUUAUGCUCUCAAGGCCCAACAUAAAAAAAAGAGUAUUGUUGGUGAUAGUGAAGUUACGGGAAGUGAAACUGUUGUGGAAAAGAAAAAGGUUGUGGCCAAAAGGAAAGGUAGUCAGUCAUGUGCUUCUGGUUCCCGCCCCAAGAAAAUUAAAAUCUUAAAAGGCGUCUAGUUGAAAGAACUGUCAGGUGGUACGUAUAGGCUUCCUGAUUCUGAUGCCGCUGCCUCCCCCCCCGUGCACGGGGCAGGAAAGCGUCCCAGGGCGGUCCGCCAACUAAAAGAGAAGAUUGAGACUGAGGCUAAAAAAGAUGUUGAUGUUGCCACCAAUUCUAAAGAAAAUAGCUUGUCUAAUUAUUAUGGGGUGGAGCCUUCUAACAGCGAAGGUCCGCCUUCCCAGCGGAUACCAGAUAUUCCUGAGGAUGAGUCUCCCUUUACCGUGUCUUUUCCGAACAUCCCUUGUAAUAGUAACUUAGAUGAGGAAGAUGAUCGUUCUGAAUUUGUCAACCGCGUUAUGGUUCCAGCUAGACUUCAGUCUUUGGCCCUUCUUACCCACGGUGCUUAUCGUGACUUUGUAAAUGAGACUGCCAUUCGAAGUAUGGCUACAGCGGGUGACCUAGCCCGGAGGCUUGAGGUUAUUGGGCUGGAGCAUGCAAGGUUACGUAGACAUAACAAAGUGCUGCUUCGCAAAGUUACCCAUUAUGAAAAUAGCGUCAACCCGGACCUAGUGGCGUCUAAAUUGGAGGACCUAAAAACUCAAAAGUUGUUUGAAAAAAAGAAGAGCAGAUGAUUUGUUAGAUGAUUUGGACGGGCUUCAGAGGCGAUUCAACUCUAUGGAACUUGAGAGGGAUGAGUGUAAAAACAAGUAUGCUGUAGAGGUAGAUAAGUGUGGUGUUUUGUCUACGGAAGUUGCGGCUUUGAAAAAUACACUUUCGGCUAAGGAUGCCUCCAUCCAAGACUUGGAACAGAAAUUUUCGUCUCUUCAACUUGACCGAGAGCAGGUCGUGCAAGGUCUCCCUUCCCUCGUUAGUAAAUUAAUUGACAGUUUUGAGUUCUCUCAGGAGAUGGGUACGGUGCAAAAGUAUGCUAUGGCUGUGGGCGUGCACAAAGGGUUGGACAGGGCUGCGGCUGCUAUGCCAGGCUUGGAAAUUUCUAUGAUCAAGGGCUAUCAGCCAAAUGCUAUGGAUAAGCUCGAGAAAGCAGCGGAGCGUUUUCAGAAGAAGAAGUAUGUGUAUCUUGAAAGCAUUGCUUCGAGCUCCCACUUGCCUGCCUCAGCUAUUUUAGCCAUCUCCCCAGCACCCAAACCUGUGCCUAAACCAGCUAAGAAAAGUUCCGGUCCUACUUUGUCUUCGGCACCCUCUGGUUCCACUGUCCAUGCCUCUUGAUCUUGUGUUAUUUUCGUUUACUUUGUUUGUAACAGGUCGUUGUCGGUCGGAACUAUUUUGUGUUUCUUUUUCGCCUGUAUGUUGUAUCCUGAACCUACUAUGUUUUGUCUUGGUGAUUUUU